AUGAAUUCGUCCUCUUUAUAUAAAGAUAAGAAUUACGUGAGCUCACGCAAGGGCUGUUUGUGUUUGUGUCCGCAGUAUAAAAGACCAAUUGGCUCGUUUGUACUCGCUUCUUCAUAUCAUAAAGGUAUUAUCAUUUCAAUUUCUGAAAUAAAACCCAAAAAGUACCUUAAAGAUUCAAUGAAUUCAUUCAGCAUUCAACUUCAAUCAAUCGCCAAGCAAACUGGUCUUUGGAGCGUCCUCAGGGACCUUUGGGCCCUUCAAAUAGAUUUAAAUCUAUUUGUGCGCGAGAUGACAGUCUUGGCCAAAACACUUGGGCAGUUGAAUCCAGGCAGUAUAGGAAGUAUGGGUGUUGCAGACUACAUUAGCAGGACCCUUACCAACAUGAUACUUGCAGUGAUUUCUCCUUACGUGCAUAUGGCUACGUCUCCUGUUCACCAUCUUUUAUGCAACGCAAACUCAAUUGAGAAAGUUGACAUUAGACUUAGAGCUCACUUUCUUAAUGCCUACUAUGCUCAUUUGCAAAUGAAGGGAGGAAGAACUAUCCGUGAGCGUUCAACUUCUUCUGUGGCUGCUUGCAAUCUUGUUGUUGAGAAACUUGCUGACAAUGAAGGUUCAGCUAAAUCUGUUGACUGUAUGGCAUUAGUUCCCAUUGGUUUCAAGUUCAAUGGAGAGGAUCGUUCCGAAAAUCCUGAGGAAUGGCUCAUUUUACAGCGUAAAUUGCGUCUGAAAUGUCACAAAAAGAUCCUCAGGAUUGUUGAAAGUUAUGCUCAUUGCUCACCAUCAAUAGCAGCAGUUGAACACAGGUUACUUCGAAUUAAGGAAUUACGUGGUAAUGGCUGCCCUGUACUGGCUGCAACACUAAAGCGGUCUUUAUAUCGCAAACUCGAAAAAGUCCUGAAUCGUCUAGCAAGAAAUAUAGAGUCUCAUGAAGACAUGGUCAAGGCAGAUGUCUCGAGAUACUAG
Molecule: messenger RNA, 963 nt
Organism: Meyerozyma guilliermondii ATCC 6260
Lineage: Eukaryota; Fungi; Ascomycota; Pichiomycetes; Serinales; Debaryomycetaceae
Exons: 1
Coding region: 1-963 (320 amino acids)
Source: RefSeq, a predicted model, not a curated record